This is a messenger RNA of Lactuca sativa (garden lettuce), 2494 nucleotides long. Its product is annotated as protein ZINC INDUCED FACILITATOR-LIKE 1. Gene Ontology annotation, cellular component: plasma membrane; plant-type vacuole membrane. The record is from RefSeq and is a predicted model, not a curated record. Lineage: Eukaryota; Viridiplantae; Streptophyta; Magnoliopsida; Asterales; Asteraceae. Gene Ontology annotation, biological process: transmembrane transport; regulation of stomatal closure. Gene Ontology annotation, molecular function: solute:potassium antiporter activity.
UAUUCAUUUAUAGGAAAUUAUUAUUAAUGAUUUGGGUAAAAAAAGGUGUAUUUGAUACAAAGUUAGAAUAUACGUGUACAAAUAAGAAUAAAUCCAAAGCCUUAUAUUUUUCAACCACGUCUGCCGAUUAUUUUGGGAAUUAAUUCGAGUCAUUUCAUCAAGAAAACGAAAGUAACCACCGCCGACAAAAAGCUCCGCCGUGGUAAAAUCUAUUACCACCACUUCAUCUUUAAGCAUGCAAGAACACCAAAAGCACUAAUGUUUUCGGAAGAGAUAAAAAUUUCACAUUUUUACGAUUUUGGCAACGCUUUAUGCUUCGAUUCUAAAUUCUUGGUUUAUCUCCAUCGCGGAUUUGCUUACGUCUUCCUUGUAGAAUAUUUUUUAAAAAAUGAGAGACGUAAGAGAAGAAAACGACAAUGUGGUGGGUGAUGGCGGCUACAGUCGAGAUCCAAUCGGUGGUCGUUUGUCGUCUGCACACCAUGUGUUCGAUUAUAUGCCUCACCCAGCCCUAUCAACUAAUCAAUUCAAUCAAAUCCCAAUGUUUGAUUUGAAUUCUGAUAUCAUCUAUCCUUUGGUGUCUCCAUCGAUGGCCUCUCAAUUAGUGACAUAUGUGAUGAUGUCAUGAUCUGCAGCCUAAAUAACGAUGUUUCUUAAGUUAAAAUUUCACCCAUUUUAUAUUGUAAUUAUCGGAGUAUGAGUUCCCUACUUCAACAAAAAGAAUCGUUUACAUUUUCAUUUUCGAUCAUUCUCAUUUCUCCCUCAACUAACAUGAUCAUAUCCUUUUGAGAAGAAUCAAUUUCUAGACAUUUUUUGACAGCUGAAUUGGGGUUUUAAUUUAUAUGAAAUGGGUGGCAAUGAAUUUAAGAAGCCACUUUUGAACAAGGUAUUCUAUAAAAACUGUCCUGGUUGUAAUGUGGAUCAGUACAAAGAGCUGCAAACAGGGUAUCCGAUAAAGGAAGUGUUAUGUAUAUGGUUCCUUGUGCUCUCUACUGCACUCCCAAUAUCAUCUCUCUUUCCAUUUCUUUAUUUCAUGAUAAAGGAUUUCAACAUUGCGGAGAAAGAGGAGGACAUUAGUUACUAUGCAGGUUUUGUUGGGUCUGCAUAUAUGAUUGGAAGGGCAAUGACAUCUGUGUUUUGGGGAGUGGUGGCUGAUAGAUAUGGUCGCAAACCAGUUAUUCUUUUGGGCACAUCAACAGUGGUUAUUUUCAACACACUUUUUGGUUUUAGUGUAAAUUAUUGGAUGGCUAUUGCUACAAGGUUUCUUCUUGGAUUUUUAAAUGGGCUACUUGGACCAAUAAAGGCAUAUGCAUGUGAACUUUUCCCUGAGGAACAUCAAGCCUUGGGAUUGUCAGCUAUUAGUACAUCAUGGGGAAUAGGACUCAUCAUUGGCCCAGCUUUGGGAGGUUACCUUGCACAGCCUGCAGAGAAAUUUCCUGCUCUAGUAUCUUCGGAUUCUCUAUUUGGGAGAUUUCCAUACUUAUUGCCUUGCCUUUGUAUCUCCAUUUUUGCACUUUUUGUGACCAUUGCUGCAUUUUGGCUUCCGGAAACAUUACAUUUUCAUAAAAAAGACGAGUUGGAGUCUGCUUCAUAUGAAACUGAGGGAAAGUCAAAUGAAGGAAAAGAUUCAAGUUUAGGAAGCCUCCUGAAAAACUGGCCACUAAUGUCUUCUAUUAUUGUCUACUGUGUUUUUUCACUUCAUGACAUGGCUUACUCAGAGAUUUUCUCAUUGUGGGCUGUGAGCCCUAAGAGUUUGGGGGGAUUGAAUUAUACUACUGAGGAUGUUGGGACAGUUUUAUCUGUUACAGGGGUUGGACUUCUUGUCUUCCAAUUCACAUUGUAUCCAAUUAUGGAGAGGAUAUUUGGCCCCAUAGUAGUAGCUCGUAUUGCAGGAGUUGUGUCUAUACCACUACUCACAAGUUAUCCAUUCAUAGCCAUGUUGACUGGAUUUGCUCUCUCGUUGACUUUAAAUUGUGCAUCCAUUAUAAAGAAUGUUUUAUCUGUAUCUAUCAUAACAGGGACAUUCAUGCUGCAAAAUAAAGCUGUGGAUCAACACCAAAGAGGUGCAGCGAAUGGUAUAGCCAUGACUAUGCAGUCAAUUUGCAAAGCCAUUGGUCCAGCUUGUGGAGGAGCACUAUUGUCGUGGUCCCAACAAAGAAAAAAUGCAGCAUUUCUUCCUGGUGACCAAAUGAUAUUUUUCAUUUUGAAUAUAAUCGAAGCAAUUGGAGUUAUAUUGACGUUUAAACCGUUUUUGAUCACACACCAUUACUAGUUGGUAGCAUUCAAAUCUAGCCUCAACUCACAUUGGGUAACCAUUUAUACAUAGACUUUCAAUAAUGUCAAUAUCUAUUCACUAUUGUUGUAACUGUAAAAAAGAGGCCGCUUGUAUUGUAUUGGGUUUUGGAUGUAAUUUUUAUAAGGGUUAGAAUAUGUUUCAUGUAGUAUUAUUAAUAAUUUCAUUAUUCUAGAUAAGGAAGAGAAGGGUUUUUUUUUACAA